Drosophila subpulchrella is the source of this 3419-nucleotide messenger RNA. It is a transcript of the gene bi, whose product is annotated as optomotor-blind protein. The record is from RefSeq and is a predicted model, not a curated record. Gene Ontology annotation, biological process: regulation of transcription by RNA polymerase II; cell fate specification; positive regulation of DNA-templated transcription. Gene Ontology annotation, cellular component: nucleus. The transcript is spliced from 8 exons. Bases 462 to 3389 code for a protein of 975 amino acids. Lineage: Eukaryota; Metazoa; Arthropoda; Insecta; Diptera; Drosophilidae. Gene Ontology annotation, molecular function: DNA-binding transcription factor activity, RNA polymerase II-specific; RNA polymerase II cis-regulatory region sequence-specific DNA binding.
CGUGUAGUUCGUGUCGUCAUCGCCGCUCUGUCGCUUUUGUCGCCUGUCGGUUGUCGUUUGCCGUUAGCCGUUUGCCGUUUGUCGCUUUUGUCGCCUCUGUCGCCCGUCGUUUCUCGUCGUUUGUUGUUUCUCCCUCCGUUCGUUGUUCGCCGAUCGCCGUGUCGCCACCUCCUCCAUUCUCCAUCAUCCGAGUCGCCGAUUCGCUUUUGUGCUCUUUUUUUUGCGUUCUCCUCUUUUGAAAUUAAACAAGAAUUUUUUUGAAACCAGAAGAAAAAUCAAAAGUGCCAGUGAGUGACCCCAAGAAAAUUAAAGAAAUUCAAAAAACAAGUACCUGUAGAACACAAAAAAAAUAAAACAAACAAAAAACUAAUCAAGAAGGAAAUUUAGAGAGAUCCCGUUCAGAGAUCGCCGUGGGAAAUCCUUUCUGCAUGACGCACUCGGUUGUUUGAAACGGUUAUGUGAUGAGAUACGACGUCCAGGAGCUGCUACUUCAUCAGUCUGCUGAGGAUCCAUUCGCCAGGUUCGCCAAUGGGAUGGCAUAUCAUCCAUUUCUGCAGCUAACGCAACGACCCACUGACUUCAGCGUCUCCUCGCUGUUGACGGCGGGUAGCAACAACAGUGCCACCAGCGGCAACAACAACAACAACAACAACAGCAGCAGCAACACCAACAGCUCCAAUUCCAACAAUAACAACAGCAGCAGCAACAACACCAAUUCGAACAACACCAAUAACACCAACAAUCUAGUGGCCGUUUCACCAACGGGUGGUGGUGCGCAGUUAUCGCCGCAGAGCAACCACAGCAGCAGCAACACCACCACCACCAGCAACACCAACAACUCCAGUUCCAACAACAACAAUAACAAUAACACCAAUAAUAACAACAACAACAACAACAACCAUACGAAUAACAAUAAUAAUAAUAACAAUACGAAUCAGAAACAAGGACACCACUUGAGCACCACCGAAGAAACGCCAUCGCCCGCUGGCACACCACCACCGCCGCCCCAAAUCGUUGGUGUUGCUGGUGCGUUGCAACCACCGCCCAAUUCGGCCGCCCAUCCGUCGCACCACCCACCAGCCGCCGCCCACCAUUCCCCCAGCACGGGUGCCGCCGCACCACCCGCUGGCGCCACGGGUCUGCCGCCACCCACACCGCCGCACCACCUGCAACAACAGCAGCAGCAACACCAGGCACCGCCACCACCCCCAUACUUUCCAGCUGCGGCACUGGCCGCUCUAGCUGGCAGUCCGGCCGGACCGCAUCCGGGCCUCUAUCCCGGCGGCGGAUUGCGCUUCCCGCCGCACCACCCGGGCGCCCAUCCGCACGCCCACCACCUGGGCAGCGCCUACACCACCGCCGAGGACGUUGUCCUCGCCUCGGCCGUCGCCCAUCAGCUGCAUCCGGCGAUGCGACCGCUCCGGGCCCUUCAGCCCGAGGACGAUGGCGUCGUCGACGAUCCCAAGGUCACGCUGGAGGGCAAGGAUCUGUGGGAGAAGUUCCACAAGCUGGGCACGGAAAUGGUCAUCACCAAGAGCGGCAGACAAAUGUUUCCGCAAAUGAAAUUUCGUGUUUCGGGACUGGAUGCCAAGGCUAAAUACAUCUUGCUACUGGACAUCGUGGCGGCGGACGAUUAUCGUUAUAAAUUUCAUAAUAGUCGCUGGAUGGUGGCUGGGAAAGCGGACCCCGAGAUGCCAAAACGCAUGUAUAUCCAUCCAGAUUCGCCCACAACGGGUGAGCAAUGGAUGCAGAAAGUUGUUUCAUUUCACAAAUUAAAAUUGACCAACAAUAUUAGUGAUAAACAUGGAUUUGUAAGUACUACGAUCCUGAACUCGAUGCACAAGUACCAGCCGCGAUUCCACCUGGUGCGAGCCAACGACAUCCUGAAGCUGCCGUACUCCACGUUUCGCACGUACGUCUUCAAGGAGACCGAGUUCAUCGCCGUCACUGCAUAUCAAAACGAGAAGAUAACUCAAUUGAAAAUCGACAACAAUCCCUUCGCGAAGGGCUUUCGUGAUACUGGUGCUGGCAAGCGGGAAAAGAAUUGUUACAGGCAGGCGCUGAUGUCGAACCGAGGGUCCGAUUCGGACAAGUUGAAUCCGACGCACGUGAGCAGCUCCCGGGCACCGCUCCACCUGGGCCACGCCGGUCGUCCGCCCCACCUGCAUCCCCAUGCCGCCCUGCUCGACAACCAGCAGGAUGAUGAUGAUAAGCUCCUGGACGUCGUGGGUCCGCCCCAGAGUCCGCUCCUCCCGCUCAGCCACUCGCUGCAGCAGAUGCACGCCCACCAGCACUCCGCCCUGGCUGCCUGGUUUAACCACCUGGCGGGCGCCGGAGCCGGAGCCUCUGAGCAUGCAGCUGCCGCGGCGGCCAAUGCCAGUGCGGAGGAUGCACUGCGUCGCCGCCUGCAGGCGGAUGCCGAUGUGGAGCGGGAUGGCAGCGAUUCGAGCUGCUCGGAAAGCGUCGGCGGCAGUACCGGCGGUGCCUUUAGGCCCACCUCGACGGGCAGUCCCAAGGAGGCGGUGGGCGCGGCAGCGGCUGCCGCAGCGGCUGGCCUGAAUCCCGGCGGCGGUAGCUACCCAUCGCCGAAUAUAUCGGUGGGUCCGCCCAUCCAUCCGUCGCCGCAUCUGUUGCCUUACCUGUAUCCCCACGGCCUCUAUCCGCCGCCGCAUCUUGGCCUGCUGCACAAUCCGGCAGCGGCGGCGGCCAUGAGUCCGGCCGGCCUGAAUCCCGGACUGUUGUUCAAUGCCCAACUGGCGCUGGCCGCCCAACAUCCGGCCCUCUUUGGCCACGCCUACGCGGCGGCGGGACACACGCCGGUCUCCCCCCUGCAGGGCCUGAAGAGCCAUCGCUUCUCGCCGUACAGUCUGCCGGGCAGCUUGGGCUCCGCCUUUGAUGCAGUCACUCCCGGCUCGAAUGCCAAUCGAUCGGGCGAUCCUGCCGGUGGCCUGGGUGGCGGCGGUGUGGUGGAGAACGGGCCCAGGAGUCUGAGCUCCAGCCCACGACCUCGACCCGCCUCCCAUUCGCCGCCCACUCGACCGAUAUCCAUGUCGCCCACCACGCCGCCCUCGCUGAUGAAGCAACCACGUGGUGGUGGUGGUGGGGUGGCCCAGUCCCAGCACUCGCCCUCGGAGCUGAAGAGCAUGGAGAAGAUGGUCAAUGGGCUGGAGGUGCAGCACAAUGGCAGUGCGGCGGCGGCAGCGGCGGCUCUUCAGCUGGCCGAGGAGGCUGCCCAGCACCACCAGGGGCACCACACCCAGGCCCACCACCCACAGUCGCACCACCAGCAGCAGCAGCAGCAGGCACAAGCACAUCCGCACCACCAGUCGCACCACCAGACGCACCACCAUUCGCACCAUGGGGCGCCAACGGGCGGUGGGGAUCAGUGACAAUUACUGGACGGCCGCUCCGAUUGCGAG